AUGGACAACGACGAACCUGACGCUAGCAUGGCCAACUUGAUUGCCCAAAAUGUUACGGAGAAGAUUAGCGCCCUAAUGGAAUUGAAGUUCGCUGAGCUACAGUCAUCCUUAACCAUACUGGGUAGUCGCAUUGACGACAACAGCAAAAGACUAACUGAAGCUGAGAGUCGCAUCUCUGAGAAUGAAGACCGUACUAGCUCUUUGGAGAACAAAGUUGCUCAUCUUGAACAAAAAGUUAAGUCCCUAGCUGACCGCACUGAGGCUAGUGAAAACCGAAGCCGUAGAGAUAAUAUUCGGAUCAUCGGACUCAAAGAAGGCACAGAAGGGAAAGAAGGGAAAAAUGCGGUGAUAUUCUUUGAAACUUGGCUACACGACACACUGGAUUUGAAGACCAAAAGAGGGUUCAUUAAGAUUGAUAGGGCUCAUAGAGCCCUUGGCCCGCGAAAGUCAAACUCUAACAGACCAGUUAUCAUAAAACUCCACAACUACGGCGACAAACAAAUCAUUCUCUCAGCGUUCAGAGAGAAGGGUGACAUUCUCGAUCAGGGCAACAAGAUUUACAUUCGUCAAGACCUAUCAGCGGCAGUGAGGGAGGCAAGACGCAAGUUCAACGACACCUGCGAACAACUCAUCCAGAGGGGAAUACGGUUUCAGAUGCGCUACCCAGCCACUCUUUUCCUCACGGUUCAGGGAGAGUUGCAUUCCUUUGAGACUCCCCAGGAGCAGGCAGAGGAGGUUGCGCAGACAGAAGGCUCCCAGCAGAUGCAGCUACAGUCGUCGGACGCCUCAGAGAAGCAGCAGCCCAAGCGGCUCCACGUCUCCAACAUUCCCUUCCGCUUCAGGGACCCCGACCUGCGGCAGAUGUUUGGGCAAUUUGGGAAGAUUUUAGAUGUGGAGAUCAUUUUUAACGAGCGCGGCUCCAAGGGCUUUGGCUUUGUAACGUUUGAAACGAGUGCAGACGCAGACCACGCUCGGGACAAACUUAACGGUACAAUCGUAGAGGGACGCAAGAUCGAGGUCAACAAUGCAACAGCGAGAGUAAUGACGAAUAAGAAAGUGGCCAACCCUUACUCGAACGGCUGGAAGCUGAAUCCAGUGGUGGGCGCUGUCUAUGGUCCUGAAUUCUAUGCAGUAACGGGGUUUCCCUACCCGAGCCCAGGGGCAGCGGUGGCGUACCGAGGAGGUCACCUGCGGGGGAGGGGGCGGGCCGUCUACAACACAUUCCGUGCCGCCCCUCCUCCCCCUCCCAUCCCUGCCUAUGGAGCCGUGGUCUACCAGGACGGCUUCUAUGGCGCAGAAAUCUACGGAGGCUAUGCAGCAUACAGAUAUGCCCAACCAGCUGCAACAGCUGCAGCCGCCUACAGUGACAGCUAUGGACGUGUGUAUGCCACCGCAGACCCUUACCACCACCACACGCUGGGUCCUGCCGCCGCCUACAGUGUGGGUACCAUGUAAGUGAACGAGGACGUCGUUGAGGGAACCGAGGGACAUCAGCUCUAAGAUGGAGGAAUGGAAACCGGAAGAAAAAACAUCAAGAAAAAAAAAGAUGGAAAAAAAAAAACACAAAAAACAAA
This is a messenger RNA of Clupea harengus (Atlantic herring), 1574 nucleotides long. It is a transcript of the gene rbfox3a, whose product is annotated as RNA binding fox-1 homolog 3a. Lineage: Eukaryota; Metazoa; Chordata; Actinopteri; Clupeiformes; Clupeidae. The record is from RefSeq and is a predicted model, not a curated record. Bases 1 to 1455 code for a protein of 484 amino acids. Gene Ontology annotation, biological process: nervous system development; regulation of alternative mRNA splicing, via spliceosome. Gene Ontology annotation, cellular component: cytoplasm; nucleus. The transcript has 11 exons. Gene Ontology annotation, molecular function: mRNA binding.